This is a messenger RNA of Dunckerocampus dactyliophorus (ringed pipefish), 4227 nucleotides long. Its product is annotated as solute carrier family 22 member 18-like. Gene Ontology annotation, molecular function: transmembrane transporter activity. The transcript is spliced from 10 exons. The record is from RefSeq and is a predicted model, not a curated record. NCBI's taxonomy places the organism in Eukaryota, Metazoa, Chordata, Actinopteri, Syngnathiformes, Syngnathidae. The coding region runs from base 334 to 1605 and encodes 423 amino acids. Gene Ontology annotation, biological process: transmembrane transport.
GAACAGCGAUUUCCUAGUUGAUUUCCUGUGUUGCAGUUUGAUGAAUACGCGAGAAAACGCGCUGUUUUUGUUUUCGUUUUAGGCAAUUAACAACAUCUACCACAGUUUGAUUCUUUUAUAGUUACACGCUCUGCACUUGCGGACAUAUAGCGACCUACAUAGCGGUUUGCCAUUCCAAAGUCCACAUGUAAUACUUAACGAGUUAACAGUGGCGGGUCAGAGAACGUUUUGACAGGAGACCAAACGUCUUCUCGUCUAUUUCGGAUCCACCAGCCACCUCCGUAUUGGUGACAAUACAGUAGUAGUACAUUACUUUACUUUUGACGAGGCAACAUGACAGGAAGAGUUGAAACCAGCGACCGAACCGCUUCAGUUAGCGUCAAAGCUAACGCUGCGGCACAACAAAACAAGAACACAAUAAUCUGUGUCGUUUAUGUAAUCGCCGCUUUGGACAUAACCUGGAUGUUUUUACAGUUCUCCAUAACGCCUUACUUGGCAAAGAAACUGGGCUUUGACACCUUGUGGUUUGGUUAUUUGCAAACUAUGGUGGGUGUGGUCCAGCUGUUUGGGGGUCCUUUGUUUGGAAGGUUUGCAGAUGUUUUUGGGGCCCGAGCAGCACUGUCGUUGUCUUGCGCUGCAACUAUAGUUUUCUUCAUUCUGUUGGCACUGGCAGACUCUCCUGCCAUGCUUUUUAUCCAAAAGCUCCCCACAGUCUUCAUGCAUGUCUUACCAGCUUCUCAGAUGGUCGUGGCAGACCUUUCCAAACCGGAAGAACGGGCAGAUUGUCUUUCCAAACUCGGUCUGUGUUUUGGCAUUGGAAUGAUAGCUGGCUCCACUUUAGGCGGGCAUCUGGUCACACACUAUGGGGAGAGAUUUGCCGCAUAUUCCGGUGCAGCAGGGAGCGCAUUAAGUCUGCUGCUGGUGUUAAUCUUUAUCCCUGAAACCACCAAAGCUCAAGCGCCAAAGGCCAACACAGAGUCUGAGACUAAAAGAGAGUCCAUAUUCAACGUGGGACGGAUCACAAGACUCCUAAAGUAUCCAGGCGUGGCGCCAAUUUUUGCUGUGAAGAUUGUCACGGGUUUGCCUUCAGGCAUUUUCCAAGUCAUGUUUUCUAUCAUUGCAAUGGAGUUUUUUAAGUUGACACCACAGGAAAAUGGCUACCUCAUGGCAUAUUUUGGAAUAACCCAGAUGGUGAUUCAGGGAGGGGUGAUCGGACAACUUACAGCAAGGUACUCUGAGAGUUUGCUGCUACUUCUGUCCAUCGGGAUUUCUGCUUUGGUAGGCCUGGCGCAGGCGUACAUGCAGAAUGUGUUCCAGUUCUGCCUCACUGUGGUCCCCAUGAUGUUUUCUCUCAGCGUGUUUAAUGUCAUCACCGACAGUUUGCUCACCAAGAGCGUACCUUCCUCGGACACAGGCACCAUGUUGGGACUGUGUGCGUCUGUUCAGUCUCUACUUCGUACAGUUGGCCCGACCAUUGGCGGCUUUCUCUACGUAGGCUACGGCAUUUCCUCCAUCGGCCUGCUUCAGUUUACUGUGAAUGCUGCUGUAUUUGUGUACCAGCUGCAGCGUCGACACGAGAGCAAGAAAGACGAGCACAAACAAUGAAACGUCUCAAAUAUUUUCACAGGAGGCGGACCUUGGUUUCAUUUGUAUAAUUACUUUAUCCUACUGAUGUGAAAGGCAUUAUAUAAUUGUAUUUUUGUAUGUGUUUUUGCAGUAAAUACCCAUAAUGAAUUAUUUUAUCCACAGUCAGUCUGACGUGAAUCAGCCAGCGUUAAUGUGGUUCCACUGUAAAUAUGCAAGAAGAACACGGUAGGACAAAAAAGGAAUCAUUCUAGUGUAAAGCAGUGUUCCUUGAACUCAGACUUUCAAGAGUCAAGAUCCCUGAUGUUUUUUUGUUUUUCAAAGUCAGAACUAAAGUUUAGCAGGCGGAAAUAAAGUGUUGGUGUCGUAUACGCAGUAAGCCGAACUCAUUUUAAGGACGUGCAACAACAAAAUCCACCUUGCUGUGGUGACGAGUACAGUAUAGGUUUCGAGAAUGAAGAAAUUUCGGAAACUAACCAUCCAGCAUCAGCUGAAGUUAGCAAUAAUUAACUGCUAAAAUCCAAGAUGCCAAAAUGUGGGAGGAGGAAGAAAGGAAGGAGCACAACCUUAGCAAAUGUCGUCCAAUAGCGGUCAUGUCAGGAGCUCGCCCUCCCUGUCUGAUUUCAUACCACACGCUCUGCCUCCAAGGCGGUCAGAGCGAAAGAAAAGACGUCGGCUUCAAGUUAAUGUAGUCCUGCAAAAGAUAUCAGGGGACAUGUUAGUACUGUAAUUUAACUAAUGUGGGGGAAAAUAUUUUUAACAGGACAAACAUUUUGUAGAAUUUAAGAUGUCAGCUAUCUUCUGUCCUCCACUCACAUGGGUCACAUGACCAAGAUCACCUGGAAGAGGGCACAACUUUGUAGUACUGUAGUGUAGUACAACACAUGCUUUGGUCAUAAGCAGAAUUCUGCAAUAUAUGGUAUGACCGACGAUCCAAAAGCAGUGGCAGAGCUACGGGGUGGCCAGUGGGGACCUUGGCCACCCCCACUGGCCAUCUAGACAAUUCCGGUAUCAACUUAUUGCCACCCCUAUGUGAAUAAUGGUCUUAUCUUGGCCACCCCAAUGAAAAAUGUCUGGCUCCGCCACUGCCACAGACGGUGUGUGGAAUAGCACUGUUGGGGUGGGGGGAAACUGCCACUGGCAAUAACAGCGCUCUCACCUGGCGGUAAAGACGCACUUGAGACGAUGCACAUCUGGCGUAAGAUGUAUUGUUAGCUAGCUAUCUAGCUAUAUAUUGAAGGCAUCAAAUCCUUCAUUAAGGAUUUUUCCCCCAAAAUUAUUGAUCGUACUGAGGGUGAAUUUAUCGUAGAAAUGGACAAUUAUCGUCCGUCUGGCAACGUUGGUGUCAAUGCACCGCCAGCUUCUGUUGGACAAACUUUGCCGCUGCCAAUGUUAAAAGCGACAUUAGCGCCAUCUCGUGGUCAAGGCUGUAGAACGAAUGAUCAAGCGUGAGCGAGGGCCCGGAGAGGGAAAGCGAAUCGCACCCAGGUUCUGCAUGGUAUGAAUUGUCUAGUCCAGGCCCGGGGAACCACUUGCAGACCGCCGCUGAAUUUUUAUUGGCGUACAGGCAAUUUUCUAGAUAUAAAAUGAAACAUAAACCAUUGCGAAGGAGAGUUAUUGGAAUCAGUGGCCGACUUUGCAAUUUGGGGGCCUAAGGCGAAUAUAGCUAAUUAUACACGGUGUCAGGAGGAAGGCAUGGAAAUGGGGAGAAAUCAGUUGUUUGCAAAGAUGACUUAAGUUUGUGUGUGAGACAGAAACAGGGAACGUUCGUGUUUGUGUCAGAUUAUUUACACAUGAAUACUGUGAAGCAACUAAGAUGUUGGGUGCUUCAAAAAUAUGUAUGUCUAAAUAAUUACAAUUUCAUUAAUACAAUCUCAUACACUCAUUACCACCCCCUCGUUUGUAUACUAUUGCUUUCUCCCCAUUUCCAUGCCUUCCAUGGGACAGAAGUGUACAAAGAUGUAAUGCGGAUGUCCACCCAUAUUGUUAUCCAUGUUUUUCAUUGCAUAAAUGACAAAGAAAUAAAGGCCUACUCGUUGCUGGAACUUCUCACUGGACUUCACACAUAGGUGAGGUGUCGCAGCACCAAACUCAGCAUCCGUGAGCGGACUGGAACUCAGUCCGCGGUAGUUAGUGCCACAAAGAACAUUGAGACCUUUGACAAUGAGGCAAUACGUUUUUGGCAUCCUCUCGCCGUUUCCUCUUCUCAAACCCGCUCUGGUAAAUUCGGUUCAUUUUAAGUAGCUUCAAACUUAGCUUCUCACAAAGGCGCAUUACCGCCGUCAUCGUGGAACAGUCCAUUAUACUGUGGGGGCGAGGGGGUAGAUAAUAUGAAUUGAGCGUUCGGAUGGCUUUCUUUCUUCUGUUAUUUGUUUAGUAUGCCAACAUAAUUCUACAAGAAUAUACUUGUAUAUGGGUGCUGCUGGCAGUGGUGGCCCUUGUCCGUGCUGGUUGGGGGGCCUGAGGCAAUUGCCUACUUUGCCUUCAUGGUAUGUCCGCCCCUGAUUGGAAUAUUGAACAAGAUUAUGUAAUGUAUCACGUAAUGAAUGCAUGAGUUUGGGAUAGUUGUAUGCAUUUUGGGUGUAUUUCAAACUAUUCUGUAAAUACUGCCAAUUGUAUUUUGUAAUAAAGUGAAUUAGAAGC